Messenger RNA from Tremella mesenterica DSM 1558, 2148 nucleotides. RefSeq lists its product as uncharacterized. The record is from RefSeq and is a predicted model, not a curated record. NCBI's taxonomy places the organism in Eukaryota, Fungi, Basidiomycota, Tremellomycetes, Tremellales, Tremellaceae. Bases 1 to 2148 code for a protein of 715 amino acids. The transcript is spliced from 10 exons. Gene Ontology annotation, molecular function: oxidoreductase activity, acting on the CH-OH group of donors, NAD or NADP as acceptor.
AUGCCAGAUCGUUCGUAUAACAACCCAAACAUCAUUUAUAACCAAGGCUAUGGUGGAUACAAUCCAUCACAACAACAGGAAACGACUCAAGAUGAUCCUACCAUACCCUGGGAUGGUCAAAAUAACAGUAAUCUUCAAGGGUCUUCCGGUCCCUAUGUAAUUCCCCAGUAUACACAAGUCGAUCCUACAGCCCAGUCAGGUAUUUGGGGUCCAGAAGGACUUCAACCUCCUCGACCUUCACUAGGGAGUAACCCAUCUUAUCCUUCUACUUACGAGAAUACGUACUCUAGCAAUUCCACGUAUGUACAAACUCAACCGCAAUCAGAUUUUCCGCAUCCUAUGGUUCGUUCUGAGAGGAGACGUGGUCAUCCACGUCCCCGAGUUGCGGGCGGGUUUUCAGUUGAUCCCGGUCAAAUGUACCAAUCUCAUGUAUCUCAGGUACUCCUUUUGAGUCAGACGCUGCUUCAUGAUGAACUUUCAAAUUACCAAAAUGAAGAUAGAAUACAAUUGGCUAGUAUGGUCCCGGAUUAUUCCUGCAUCAACGAGAUUAUCGAGCAAUGUCAGCUGGAGCUAAACCAGAAUACAAGAAACCAGAGCGAAUAUCCGAUGGAUCUCGAAACCGCUAAUAGGGCGAAAAGCAAGUUUAACACGGACAUGCGAAAUUUACUCCCCGAGCGAGAAAAACGUGUCAUUGAUGAUAUGACCAUUCUUCACUACUCUACUCGUCUGAUAUCUCAACUCGCUCGAAACGCCACCCGAUGUACUUGUACAAUUCAACAUCACCUUCACACCUCCCCUUCCUUGCCCUCUCCCCCUCGACCAAAGUCUCAUGACCUCUUGGCGAAAUAUCGUCGACCCAACGUUCCUCCCUUCACUUCAUCUCCUAUCCAGUCUGAUGCAGAGUUGAUACCCAAUGAGAACAAGGAUGUAUUCAUCACUUCCUCUCCUUCUCCCGUAUCACCAUCAUUGGCCGAAGUACCCCCACCUCAGAACGUCGACCUCAAGAUGGCACGACCCGUCCCUGCUAUGAAACCCCUCAAAUUGACAGUGGAGAAAGAGACUGUCGCUUCAACAAGUGGAGAAGGAGAGAUAUGGGUUCAAGGUAUUAUGAUACCCCCUAAACCUGUACCUCCUGGUGCUGAAGAAUGUUGCAUGAAUUCAUGUGUCAACUGCGUCUACAACCUCUAUGCCGAUGCUUUAGAAGCUUACACUGCCGCUCUUUCAGAAGCUGUAAAAGCCCUCAAAAUCGCCGACAUUCCAAGGAAAGAAUGGCCAGCAGCGGUUCUGGCGGUCGAGAGGAAAGGUCCGGGUGAGAUGGUAGCUGAAGAAGAGAGGAAGAUGGAAGAAGGUUUAGAUCCUAGCAUGGCUGCUUUUCUCGCAUUGGAAGGGAUGUUGAGGAAGAAACAAGGAGCCAAUAGAGGUCUUGGUCUGGGUUUCAUACGUCAACUCUUACUUCGCCCACAGGUCAAAACUAUCAUCGGUACUUCACGUUCCCUACCUCCUGACGAUAUCUUAGCCUCUCUUGUAGCUUCCAACAAGGGAAGAAUAAGAAGAGUGAUAUUGGAAGAUAUAUCAGAUAUCUCUUCAUGUGCUAAUUUAGCCGAGCAAAUCAAAGAUAUCUCUCCUAAUGGUGUCAACCUUUUAAUUAAUAAUGCUGGAUACGCACAUCAACCCGAUCGACGACCAGGAGUAAGAGAAACAGGUUUAUCAUUCCCCACUGUGGCAGGAGCGAAAGAUUACGAAACCACAUGGCGUACUAACGCCUUCGGACCUUUGUUAAUCACUGCGACACUUUUAGACAAUGGACUUCUGACUCCUCCUCAAAUAACGACCAACUACUCGACGGUAAACUCAGAGAAAGAGGUGGCGAUUGCAGAAGUACCGGUGGUAGUUAACAUCUCAUCAAGACAGGCAUCGUUGGGAAUGGCAGCGGAGAUGUUCACAGGUGAUGGGGAUCCUAGAGAUGAUUUAUAUUUCCAUCAUAUAUACGCGGCUAGUAAGGUGGCUUUGAGCGGGGUGACUUUACAUCUCGCUCGGACGUUACGAGAUAGAGCAAUUGUGGGGGCUAUACAUCCGGGAUUCAUCAAAACUGAGAUGGGUCGAUUAGGUGCGGAUUUAACAACGGAUCAAAGUGCUUCUCAUGUGUGA